Chelmon rostratus (copperband butterflyfish) is the source of this 5102-nucleotide messenger RNA. It is a transcript of the gene igf1rb, whose product is annotated as insulin-like growth factor 1b receptor. Gene Ontology annotation, molecular function: phosphatidylinositol 3-kinase binding; insulin receptor activity; insulin receptor substrate binding. The coding region runs from base 792 to 5024 and encodes 1410 amino acids. The transcript is spliced from 21 exons. Gene Ontology annotation, biological process: positive regulation of MAPK cascade; insulin-like growth factor receptor signaling pathway; positive regulation of phosphatidylinositol 3-kinase/protein kinase B signal transduction. Gene Ontology annotation, cellular component: membrane; insulin receptor complex; axon. Lineage: Eukaryota; Metazoa; Chordata; Actinopteri; Chaetodontiformes; Chaetodontidae. The record is from RefSeq and is a predicted model, not a curated record.
UGUACCUGUGCAUUAAUCUGCCUGACUGCGAUACCCGUUCAGCAAUCGAUUGACGGAGGGCAUUUGAUAACCAAAGGACUUGACCCGACUCGGAACAAUAAGGUCAAAUGCUCAAUUUUCGGUUGAUAUGAAGGUGAAUUACGGCUACCACAACAACGCGGUGUGUGUGUGUGCAUGAUGAGCGGCUGAAGAGGAGGAGGAGGAGAAGAAGAAGAAGGAGGCUGCGGUCUGAAACCAGAUUUUAUCCUGGAUAUUUCGGAAACUAGCGUCGUGUCGUUCACACAAGGGGGCUAGGUAUUAAUGUAGUAUGUUAUUUUGUGCCCUAGACCGUCUCUUUCCAUCCUAAUUUGAAGGGGGUUUGACCCGUUUUCUGCCUCCUAAGGAUCCUCCGGCAGCGGGACGUUGAACGUUUUUUCCUCCAGAUAUGGAGUGUGAAGAUGCGGAUUACAGAGGAAUCCCCACCGUUAGUUUAGCCGCAUUGCUUUUAGUACACACAUCGGUGCGGCGUUGUUUUCGGCAGGAAUAAACAGUGAAACUAUGAAUGCAUAUUUACUGGCUAGAGGAACAAAUCGGUGAUUUUGGAGCACGAUUGGACUCCCAUUAGGAGACGUGAGAAAGCUACCCUGCUAGCCUGCAUGUAGUAGCUAUUAGCUCCAUUAGCCGGCUAACAGCUAAAAGGUGCUGGCUGGAGAUUAAAAAGCUUUUUCAGAAAUAAUUUGACCAGGUUUUACCCACGUUUUCCCCCCACCAACGUAUUUAUUUGCAGGAUUUGCUCAUUUGCUCAUCCAGGAAUGAGGUCUCGAAUGGAAAGGAGCCGCUUGACCUUGUUUUGGGGUCUGAUGCUGGGUCUGUCGUCCUGCCUCCGGCCCGCCACCGCAGAGAUCUGCGGUCCCAGCAUCGACAUCGGCAAUGACAUCAGUGAAUUCAGGCGUCUAGAGAACUGCACGGUGGUGGAGGGGUACUUGCAGAUCCUCCUCAUCGGUGACAAAAACAACAACAUCAACCAGGAAGUAUUCCGCUCCCUCAGUUUCCCCAAGCUGACUAUGAUCACGGACUAUCUGCUGCUGUUCAGGGUAUCCGGCCUGGACAGCCUGAGCGCGCUCUUCCCCAACCUCACUGUCAUACGGGGACGAAGCCUCUUCUACAACUAUGCCCUCGUGAUCUUUGAGAUGACCAGCCUCAAGGACAUUGGCCUGUACAACCUGAGGAACAUCACCCGGGGCGCCAUCCGCAUUGAGAAGAACCCAGAGCUCUGCUACCUGGACUCUGUAGACUGGUCACUCAUCAUGGACGCAGAGUUUAACAAUUACAUUGCCGGGAACAAGCAGUCCAAGGAGUGCAGCGAUGUUUGUCCGGGCAUCAUGGAGAACAACCCUCAGUGCAGGAAGACCAUGUUCAACAACAACUACAACUACCGCUGCUGGAAUUCCAAUCACUGCCAGAAAGAGUGCCCAGAGAAGUGUGUGCGGCGAGCGUGCACAGCGGACGGCGAGUGCUGCCACCCUCAGUGUCUGGGCAGCUGCACAGUCCCUGGUAGCGACACAGCAUGUGCAGCGUGCGUGCAUUACUACCACCAAGGACGCUGCGUGGCUGACUGCCCUCCCGGCACCUACAAGUUCGAGGGCUGGCGCUGCAUCAGCGCCGAUCUAUGCUCCAAAUUCCACCUCCCCAACUUGGACAGCUUCAUCAUCCACGGUGGAGAGUGCAUGUCUGAAUGCCCUUCUGGGUAUACGCGCACUAGACCCAACAGUAUGUUAUGUACAGCCUGUGACGGUCUGUGUGAUAAAGUGUGCGAGGAGAAGGUCAUCGACUCCAUGGAUGCUGCUCAGUCUCUCAAAGGCUGCACCGUUAUCAAAGGCAACCUGCAUAUCAACAUCCGCAGAGGCCACAACAUGGUGGCAGAGCUGGAGAGUUUCACCGGUCUGAUCCAGAGGGUGACCGGUUAUGUGCACAUCAGACAUUCCCACACUCUGAGCUCCCUGGCCUUCCUCCGCAGCCUCAGACACAUCGAUGGAGAAGACCUCCUGGACGACAUGUACGCCUUCUCGGCAUUUGACAACCAGCAGCUCCAGUAUCUUUGGGACUGGAAGCAGCACAACCUCACCAUCAAGGCAGGAAAGCUGUUCUUCAGAGCCAACCCGAAGCUGUGCAUGUCCGAGAUCCGCAAGAUGUGGGAGAAGACGGGCAUCCAGGGCCGCUUCGACGAGAGCGACUUCCGAAACAACGGCGACCGAGCCAGCUGUGACAGCACUAUCCUGAAGUUCAAGUCCAACAGCACCAGCAGUACAAGGAUCAAACUGACCUGGCAGCGCUACCGUCCCCCCGACUACAGAGACCUCAUCAGCUUUAUCGUCUACUACAAGGAGGCGCCAUACCAAAACAUCACAGAGUUUGAGGGGCAGGACGGCUGUGGCUCCAACAGCUGGAAUAUGGUGGAUGUGGAGCUGAGGCCCGACAAAGACUCAGACCCCGGAGUGCUGCUGUCCGGCCUGAAGCCCUGGACGCAGUAUGCCGUAUUCGUGAAGGCGAUCACGCUCAUGGUGGAGGACAAACAUAUGCCGAGUGCCAAGAGCAAGGUGGUCUACAUCCGCACCAGCCCUUCGGCGCCCUCCAUGCCUCAGGAUGUGCGAGCGUACUCUAACUCAUCUACACAGCUGGUGGUGCGUUGGUCGCCCCCUGUCUCACCAAAUGGAAACCAGACUUACUACCUGGUCAGAUGGCAGCAACAAGCUGAAGACCGAGAGCUGUAUCAGCACAACUACUGCUCUAAAGAGCUGAAGAUCCCAAUAAGAAUCGCUGCCAUAGGUGUGGGGGACCAGGAAGAGGACACCAAGCCCACGAAGCCAGACCCAGACGGGCCAGACAAGGGCCCCUGCUGCCCCUGUCCCAAAUCAGUGGAGGACCUGGAGGCCGAAGCUGCCGACGCCUCCUAUCGAAAAGUCUUUGAAAACUUCCUGCACAACUCCAUUUUUACACCAAGGCCACCAGAUCGUCGCCGUAGAGAUCUCUUUGGCGUAGCUAACUCCACUCACUCCCGCCGCAACCGGCUGCACACCAACAGCAGCACUGCGCCUCCUCUCCAAGCCGCCGGUAACAGCAGCACCGCAGAUGCGGAGCCGGUGGACAGAGAGUUUGAGUUCAUGGAGCAAUCUGUGACGGAGCGCGAGCUGCAGAUCUCUGGCCUGCAGCCGUUCACCGUUUACCGCAUCGACAUUCACGCCUGCAAUCGUCAGGUCCAGCGCUGCAGCGCCGCUGAGUUCGUCUUCUCUAGAACCAAGCCUGCAGAAAAGGCUGAUGACAUACCCGGACCAGUGACCUGGGAGGGUCAUGAGGACUGGGUGUUUCUGCGCUGGCCAGAGCCGCAUCACCCCAAUGGGCUCAUCCUCAUGUAUGAGAUCAAGUUUAAACUGGCUUCUGAGACGGAGAAGCACGAAUGUGUCUCUGGUCAGAUGUAUCAGGCCCAGCGUGGUGUUCGGCUGUCCAACCUCAGUCCAGGAAACUACUCCGUGAGAGUGAGAGCCACGUCACUGGCUGGCAACGGCUCCUGGACACACCCCCUGGAUCUCUAUGUGGCUGAGCGAUAUGAAAACGUCCUCUACGCUAUGAUCUUCGUUCCUAUCGCCGUCAUCCUCUUCAUCUGCCUUUUAGCCACAAUGCUGGUGGUCCUCAACAGGAAAAGGAACAGUGACCGGCUUGGAAAUGGAGUCCUGUACGCCUCAGUCAACCCAGAGUACUUCAGCGCUGCAGAGAUGUAUGUACCAGAUGAGUGGGAGGUGGCACGGGAGAAGAUCUCCUUGAGUCGUGAGCUCGGCCAGGGGUCCUUCGGCAUGGUGUACGAAGGCUUGGCUAAGGGCGUGGUCAAAGAUGAACCAGAGACCCGUGUCGCCAUUAAGACUGUCAACGAGUCAGCCAGCAUGAGGGAGAGGAUAGAGUUUCUCAAUGAAGCAUCUGUCAUGAAGGAGUUCAACUGUCACCACGUGGUUCGUCUCCUGGGAGUGGUUUCUCAGGGCCAACCCACCCUGGUCAUCAUGGAGCUGAUGACUCGAGGAGACCUGAAGAGCUACUUACGCUCCCUCCGACCUAAAGAGCAGCAGUGGUCGAGCCUGUCGCUCCCUCCUCUGAAGAAGAUGCUUCAGAUGGCCGGGCAGAUCGCCGACGGCAUGGCUUACCUCAACGCCAACAAGUUUGUCCACAGAGAUCUGGCAGCCAGGAACUGCAUGGUGGCAGAGGACUUCACUGUAAAGAUAGGAGACUUUGGCAUGACCAGAGACAUCUACGAGACAGAUUAUUACCGCAAAGGUGGUAAGGGUUUGCUCCCCGUCCGCUGGAUGUCACCCGAGUCUCUGAAGGACGGAGUCUUCACCACCAACUCUGAUGUCUGGUCGUUCGGGGUUGUGUUAUGGGAGAUUGCCACUUUGGCAGAACAGCCCUACCAAGGUCUGUCCAAUGAGCAGGUGCUACGUUUUGUCAUGGAGGGGGGACUGCUGGAGAAACCGCAGAACUGUCCUGACAUGCUGUUCGAGCUGAUGCGAAUGUGCUGGCAGUACAAUCCUAAGAUGCGUCCAUCCUUUGUGGAGAUCAUCAGCAGCAUAAAGGAUGAGCUGGAGCCAUCUUUCAGAGAGGUUAGUUUCUUCUACAGCGCCGACAACAAGCCGGCCGACGCGCCACAGCUCCACCUGGACAAGCUGGACAACAUGAACGACGUCCCUCUGGACCCCCCUUCUUCCACACAGCCACAGCAAACACCAGUCCCCCAACAGACCCCUCCCUCCCCAAGCUCAGAGGCUCCCCCCGCCCCCUCGCUCGCCCCCAGCUCCCCGUCUUCUCCCUGCACGUCGACCGCCGCCAUGGACAAGCAGCCCUCCGGCCAGCAGGCGGCCAAUGGGCUGUCGGGGGCGAGCCUCGCCGCGGGGUCAGGGGUCACGGUGCGGCCGUCUUUAGACGAACUGCCGCCGUACGCGCACAUGAACGGAGGACGCAAAAACGAACGUGCCAUGCCGCUCCCGCAGUCCUCCGCCUGCUGACUGGACAGACACACCCACCAGACUGCAAACCCUGCCACCUGCUGCUCUGCAGAACCUGAGGUCUCAGUGGGUGCGACC